Messenger RNA from Postia placenta MAD-698-R-SB12, 789 nucleotides. RefSeq lists its product as hypothetical. Gene Ontology annotation, cellular component: cytoplasm. The record is from RefSeq and is a predicted model, not a curated record. NCBI's taxonomy places the organism in Eukaryota, Fungi, Basidiomycota, Agaricomycetes, Polyporales, Adustoporiaceae. The coding region runs from base 1 to 789 and encodes 262 amino acids. The transcript is spliced from 4 exons.
AUGCUCGGCGACGACGACGCGGACGCGGACAACGACGGCGGCUGGUUCGUCCCUGUCGUGGUCUCCGAGCCGCGCGAGGACCGCGACAAGGCCGGGAAGCCGUCUGCCGUGUUCGACUGCGUCUACCACUCCUCGCUGAAGGCCCGUGCCCUCAGGGAUGCAGAGUUCAAGACGUUCCUCAUCGAACUCGCCUUCCAGCGCAUCGAAGCCCAGCACGGCCUGCUCCUCUCGCGUCAGAUCGGGACCCCCAACAUCAAAUUCAAGGGUGAGCUCAAGCCACGCACCGUGCUGAUACCCGCCGCGCUGUUCCCGGGCGGUGUGCCCCCAGAGCCACGCGCAAAAAAUAGCAUCGCGGGCAAGAAGCUCGUCGAAGACGUCAGCCCAGCCACGAAGCAGCCCACGGACGCGCCGCAGGGCAUCCUCAAGAAGCCUGCACCAGCGGCUCCCUCCGCGCCAGACCUUGCUACUCCACUCCCGAGCCCUGAAAUCUCCUGGUCGAAGAGCGAGCACGGCCUGACGCUCUAUCUCAAGGUGCCCAAUCUGACGCACACACACAUCCCGUCCGCGACGCUCGACCUCGAGCCCCGGCGGCUCAUCCUGCACGUCCCGCCUGUCUACGCCCUCGACCUCGACCUCGACACGCCCGAUGCGCAGAUCAGGGACAGUCCGUGGCUCUCCAAGCCGGCCGCGGACCAGGUGCUGACGCUGAAGCGGCAGCGGGACUUCGACGUCGACCACGCACGGGCAGAGUGGCGCGUUGGAGAAGGUCGUCUGGUCGUCCAUGUGUAG